UUUCGCUCAUUGGUAUGCUCGAUCAGGGCUAACUUGAACCUGAACAUCAACAACAUGCGACGUGUGCCUGAGAUAUGCUUAGCCAAGUGGUUACUUGGAGCCAUGUUGGUAGUAUAUCACGCUUCAAAUUACGAAAAUAACAGUUAACCCAUUUACAUAAAAGUCUCUUUAGACACGUUGUAAUUGCUGAAAAUAUAGAGGGAAUAUUUAAAAAAACUAUUUAAGUAAUAUUUGUCAGUUUUACGUUUCUAAAAACUAUCAAGUUGUUAUCUUUUGAACUUUGGAAUUUUACUAAACUCUGUAUAAUUCUGGAAUUCAAUAUAUGGUAAGAUCUGUUGCCCUUGUUCUGUCCGUCUGCUUACACCGACAAUGUUGAAAAAAGCUGUUGAACUACAGGUUGAAUACCAGACGUACUAUCUGCACCCAUAAUAACCACGGAGGUAAAAUAAUGAACGCACAAUAACCGUGUUAUUGUUUAAACCAUGUGUUUCGAACUGAAAAUAUUAACGUGAUCCAAGCCAUGAGUCGACUCGAUCAGUGGUACCGUCGCUUCUUGAUAUCGAAACUGUUUACCAAAGGCUGGGGUAAACCAGAAAACUUGAAAAAACUGUUCAACUGUAGGAAAAUUAUCUCGAAUCGAGAGGAAUGCAUUAAGUUAGUUCCACCCGACUAUCCUGUACAUAUCGACAAGGAUAUAGAACAGGAUGACCACCGCAUAUUGGAAGGACAUUUCCUCUCGCCCUUCGCAGUCUAUAUGUCAGAUGUGAUGCCCAAAGAAGUUGAAAUCGCCAAAUUUCAAAUGAUUUUACCUAAAUUAUGGAAAUCUCAACUAAAGCCGGUUUGUGUUCAACUGGGUGGCACUGGAGACCAUUUCUACUGGAGAAGACGAACGUUGUUGGGGAAACCUUUACUGAAGGAGUUUGGAAUCGCUUCAAUCAUUCUUGAAAAUCCUUACUAUGGCAUGCGUAAACCAAAACAACAGUUACGAUCGGCGUUGCACAAUGUAAGUGACCUUUUCGUAAUGGGCGGAGCUCUCAUCCUAGAGUCGUUAGUAUUGCUUAACUGGUGUGAACAGCAAGGGUGGGGUCCUUUGGGCAUCACUGGUAUUUCAAUGGGGGGACAUAUGGCUUCCUUGGCUGCGUCAAAUUGGAAUAAACCUCUUUCACUAAUACCCUGUCUGUCCUGGAGUACCGCGUCUGGUGUAUUCACACAUGGUGUUCUCAGUGAAGCCAUCCCCUGGCGAGUUUUACAGUCUCAGUAUCUGGAAGAAAGUCAGUAUGGGACCGAUAUCAAGAAAAUGAUCCACUCCCCCGAAGAUGUGGCCAGAGCCUUCCGCCUUGGACAGAAAUAUGUACAAGAUAUGGACGAGUCCUUAAAAGAUGUCCUCAACUUUUAUCGUAGUCAAAAUAAACCGUCUUUAUUAAAUCUAAAACUUGAUUUUGAAACCAAAGAAGAAUCCCUCUCUAUACGCAAAGAAGAUGAAAACAAAAUGGUCGAUUUUAACCCUAGCAAUACUAUAUCUUUGGAAAACACACAAGCUACUGCUGCUGAUUCUUUUCAAGCCCUUAACAACACUAACAUUCUCACAACUUUGUCCAAACCGUCGAAAACAGACUGGAAAUCUCGGUAUUUAUCCCUAAGCUAUGCUGCUGCCAAAUCUCACAUCACUAGGUCACAGACGACUAAAGAAAAAGAAAAGGAAAAAAGGCAUUCUACUAAAAGAGUUUCUGAAGAAGCGUUGAAUUUUAUGCGAGAUGUGAUGGAAGAGUUCACUCACCUUGGCAAUUACACACAACCCGUAGAUACUAGUUUGAUUAUCAUUGUGGCUGCAAAACAAGACGCUUACAUUCCUCAUGAAGGGGUCCUCAGUCUGAAGCAGCUAUGGCCUGAAGCUGAAGUGCGCUACAUUGAUUCUGGUCACAUAUCUGCCUUCUUGUUCAACCAAAAAACCUUCCGAAUGGCUAUCAAAGAUGCAUUUGAUAAACAGAUUCAGAAGUAUUACACGUAGAUGUGCUCAUGUUAAAUAUGCUAAAGGUACGCCACAUGUCAGUAUUUUUAGAUAAUUUACAGAGAAAAAUACCAUAAAAAUCUAUUUGAGGUUUUAAAAAUGUGAUAUUUAGAAAACGAUUUAAUGAAGUUAUUGUAUUUUAUUUCAUUUUUUUAACCCCAUAAUUUGAUUUAUACCAAACCUGGACAUAUUUCAUGUCACUUGAGUUAAGGGUUGAGUUUUGUGUUUUUCUACUACGUUUUGUUUGUAUGUGAAACCAAAGCCUAUCAGUUUAGUUUUAAAUUACUUUAUGCGGCGUUCUGCAUCAGUGAUAUUUUGUGUGUAUUGCAGAAAUAGAGACGUAAGAGAAAUAAAUAUUUAAGCUAGAAACAACAAAGUGAAUUUUCUUAACUUCUGUUUAUUUCUUAGUGAAUAAUUUUUCAUUAUUUCCCUGUCAUGUUUCAUGCUACUUGUUAAUCAUUUUCCUAAUCACGGGUUCAUAAGGCUAUACACAGGCCGUUGUAGCAUUAAGUGGAUGAUACACUGAAAUUAUCCUGGAUUCAUCGCAAUAACACCUGUGGAAUAACAAAUUUAGUUUACUUUGAA
Messenger RNA from Octopus sinensis (East Asian common octopus), 2593 nucleotides. RefSeq names its product protein ABHD18. Bases 521 to 2008 code for a protein of 495 amino acids. The record is from RefSeq and is a predicted model, not a curated record. NCBI's taxonomy places the organism in Eukaryota, Metazoa, Mollusca, Cephalopoda, Octopoda, Octopodidae. The transcript has a single exon.